Molecule: messenger RNA, 2780 nt
Organism: Trematosphaeria pertusa
Lineage: Eukaryota; Fungi; Ascomycota; Dothideomycetes; Pleosporales; Trematosphaeriaceae
Product: glycoside hydrolase family 3 protein
Exons: 2
Coding region: 272-2632 (786 amino acids)
Biological process (GO): glucan catabolic process
Molecular function (GO): beta-glucosidase activity
Source: RefSeq, a predicted model, not a curated record
CUCACUUGUCUCUGUACCGGUAUGUAUGCAGAGCCUAGCCGCAAUAUCUUUACCCGGUUGCUGUGUAGUGCAUCUCAGGGACGAUCGACGCCGUGCCUCGGGGCCGACGAAUGAAAUUACUCCGCAAACCCGGCCGGAGGUAAUAAUGAACGCAGUUAUGGGAGACGGAAAAUUGGAGAAAUAUCGAGCAGAUGCGGCUCAAAAGCUGUGCUGCGUCCUCGUCGUGGAAGAAGCGUCUGCGUGCUUCCCCUGCCGCCGGUAGAACUCGACGAUGCCUUCGUCCAUCAGGAGAGCGCUGCUCUCUCUUCUUCUGUCCACAAUCCUCGUACCGGCAGAAUCAUACGACCUUGCUCGGAGAAAAGAUGCAGCGAAUGCCACGUACAGAAACCCUUCCGCCCCGGUCGAAGCGCGCGUCUCCGACCUCCUGUCGCGCAUGACCAUCGAAGAGAAGACGGCCCAGCUCGUCCAAGGCGACAUCUCGAACUGGAUCAACACCACCACCAAUGCCUUCAACUACAGUGGUCUCGUGUGGAACAUGGACAACCGGGCCGGCCAGUUCUACGUUGGCUACCCGGUCCCGCAGGCAUGGAUCAGCGAGGGCGUGCGCAAGGCACAGGAUUACCUGGUGCAAAACACCACUUUGGGCAUCCCGGCCUUCGUCCAAACUGAGGGUAUUCAUGGUUUCCUUGUCGGGAAUGCGACCAUCUUCAACAGCCCCAUUGCGCAAGCCUGCUCGUGGGAUCCGGAGCUCAUCCAAGAUAUGGCUGCCGUCAUUGCGCAGGAAGCUCGAGCGCUUGGAGUAAACCAAAUCUUCGCGCCACUGGCCGAUCUGGCGCGCGAGCUGCGCUAUGGCCGUGUUGAAGAGACGUACGGCGAAGAUGCACAUCUAGUCGGAGAGAUGGCGUACUCGUAUGUGAAGGGAGUCCAAGGCGGUAAUGUCAGCGCCACCGUCAAGCACUUCGCCGCUUUUUCGGCUCCGGAACAGGGUCUGAAUACAGGUCCUGUUCAUGGCGGCGAGCGAGAGCUGCGGACUACAUGGCUGCCACCCUUCAAGCGCGCCAUUAUCGAUGGUGGAGCAUUCAGUAUCAUGGGCUCCUAUAACUCCUACGACGGCAUUCCGACCAUAGCGGAUUCGCAUCUCAUGACUGACAUCCUCAGAGAUGAAUGGGGUUACAACUACUGGCUGACUUCCGACGCUGGAGCCACUGAUCGCUUAUGCUGCGCUUUCAACAUGUGUGCUUGCAAGCCUAUCGACUCCGAGGCCGUUACCCUGUACGCACUUCCGGCGGGUAAUGAUGUGGAGAUGGGAGGUGGUAGCUACAAUUUCGCCAACAUUCCGCAGCUCGUCGAAGAGGGAAAGCUCGACAUCUCCAUUGUGGACACUGCCGUCGCACGUCAGCUACGUGCCAAGUUCGAGAUGGGUCUGUUCGAGAAUCCAUACCCCGGCGUCGGAUCCAAUGCAACGAAGAGCAUGAUCCACACCCGGAAGGCUGUAGAGCUUGCGCGCACAUUGGAUGCCGAGUCCAUCGUACUGCUUGAGAAUCACAACCAAACGCUUCCCUUGAAGCGGGACGCUAAUAUCGCCGUCAUUGGUCCCAUGGCAGAUUUUGUGAACCUUGGUGACUACGUCGUGUACCGCUCGCAGUACAACCCAGCCAACGUCAACCCCCUUCAAGGCAUCCGAAACGCCUCAACCGGCACCGUCACCUACGCACAAGGUUGCGAGCGCUGGUCGAACGACCAGUCAGGCUUUCCCGAAGCUGUUUCCGCUGCGCAAGCCGCUGAUGUCGCAGUUGUCCUCGUCGGAACGUGGUCUCGCGACCAGCAAGAGCUGUGGCAGGGUCUAAACGCUACAACUGGCGAGCAUGUCGAUCUCUCAAGCCUGAACCUGGUCGGCGCAAUGGGCCCGCUCGUCCAAGCCAUCGUCGAGACGGGAAAGCCUACGGUCGUGGUAUUCCAGAGCGGGAAACCCAUCACCGAGCCUUGGAUCUCUCGGUCCGCCUCAGCGCUCGUGCAGCAGUUCUACCCGGGCGAGCAAGGCGGAAAUGCGCUUGCAGACGUGCUCUUUGGAGACGUCAACCCAUCUGGCAAGCUCUCCGUGUCCUUCCCGUACGACGUCGGCACGUUGCCUGUCUACUACGACUACUUGAACUCCGGCCGCGGGUCGAGCCCCGAUGCCGGCGCUAUCCUGCCGAAUGGCACGCUAGAUUUCGGACACCAGUACGUUCUUAACACGCCAGAGCCGCUCUACGAGUUUGGAUACGGCCUCUCCUAUUCAAACUUCACAUACUCCAACCUCGCCGUCUCGCACACCAACGCUUCGGCAUCGGAUACUAUCACUACCUCAGUUAGCGUCACGAAUGCGUCCCCUGUUGAUGGCAAAGAGGUCGUGCAGUUCUAUGUCCAGGAUGUGAUUUCAUCGGUCGACGUGCCCAAUAUCCAGCUCAAAGGGUUCAAGAAGGUGUCGAUCAAGGCCGGCGAGACCGUGAACGUGAGUGCAGACUUGAGUGUCCAAGACUGGGGCCUAUGGAACCUGAAGAUGAAGUACACGGUUGAGCCGGGCGAGUUCGUUGUAUGGGCCGGAGCAAGCUCCAUGGACUUGAGGAGUAGUGCGGCGGUGGCCGUCGGUUGAGCAUAGGGGUUUGAGGUAUCGACGAAAUCGGCAUAUUUAGGUGGAACUUCGAUCCCAAGAUAAUACUGAAUUGACUGUCAUCCUUCAUCAGCCGGUUGGUAUUGCGCAUGUUAAGGCUUUCGCAGUCCAUGUGGCCAAUCAAAGACGC